Molecule: messenger RNA, 1739 nt
Organism: Aaosphaeria arxii CBS 175.79
Lineage: Eukaryota; Fungi; Ascomycota; Dothideomycetes; Pleosporales
Product: putative 3-dehydroquinate synthase
Exons: 4
Coding region: 1-1398 (465 amino acids)
Biological process (GO): antibiotic biosynthetic process
Molecular function (GO): 3-dehydroquinate synthase activity
Source: RefSeq, a predicted model, not a curated record
AUGUCAGACCUCAAAGCAUCCGUUGUCGAGACGAAGAACGGAUUUCACGUCGAGGGUUAUGAGAAGAUCGAGUAUGACUUCACCUUCUUGGAUGGUGUGUUUGAGCUCGAGAACCCCGAGCUCGCCAAAUGUUACGAACGCUGGGGCCGGUGUCUCGCCAUUAUGGACUUGAAUAUCUAUAAUAUCUACGGAUCGCAGAUGCAAAAGUACUUCGACCAUCAUGAUAUGGAACUCAAGAUUCAUAAGACCAUGAUUGGCGAGAAGGCAAAGAGCAUUGAGACGUUUCUCAGCAUCGUAGAUUCGAUGACAGAUUUCGGGAUCAUCCGCAAGGAACCCGUAUUGGUAGUGGGAGGAGGACUGGUCACAGAUGUUGCCGGAUUUGCGUGUGCUGCGUAUCGGCGUAACACGAAUUAUAUCCGUAUCCCAACUACGGUCAUUGGCUUGAUCGACGCAAGCGUUAGCAUCAAGGUCGCAGUCAACUACGGUAAUUACAAGAAUCGUCUUGGGGCUUACCACGCACCCAUCCAUACGUUCUUAGACUUCGGCUUCUUGAAGACUCUUCCAGAAGCACAAGUGAGGAACGGCUUUGCUGAACUGAUCAAGAUCUCGACUUGUGGGCAUCUGCCUACUUUCAACCUUCUUGACAAGUAUUGCGAGAGAUUGAUUCAGACACACUUCGGUCGUAUCGAGGAUAGUGAGUCUGCUGAGAUCCGCAAGGCGGCGGACGAGAUCAACCGCGCCGGCAUCUUUGAGAUGUUGAAGCUAGAGACUCCAAAUCUGCACGAGAUUGGGCUUGACAGGGUGAUUGCCUACGGACACACCUGGUCGCCACUUCACGAGUUGACCCCGGAUGUGCCGCUUCGCCACGGACAUGCCAUCUCGAUUGAUAUGGCCUAUUCCGCGACUCUUGCCAACAGCCGUGGCUUGCUGAACGAUGAUGAGCACAAGCGAUUACUGAAUCUGUUCUCGCGAGCUGGUCUCUCUAUGGAUCACGAGUUGUUCAACGAGGAGAUUCUCGACAAGGCGACCAAGGCGAUCUUGAAGACCAGAGACGGCCUCUUGCGUGCGGCCGUGCCUAACCCGAUCGGAAGCUGCGUGUUCUUGAACGAUGUGACAGCCGAGGAGAUGAACAAGGCCCUGCACCGACACAAGGAGAUCAUGAAGAACUAUCCAAGGAAUGGCGCCGGCAUCGAAGCUUAUGUCGAUUCCAGCGAUACUGGAUACACAUUGAACGAUGUACCGGUUGAGAAGAACAUGAACGGUGGACCGACCGAUCAUGCCGACAAACUCAAUGGCCAUGCGAAGAGCUGCAAGACAGCCAAUGGUUUAGGCAAUGGUCUCGUCAGUGGCCUUCAGGAGGUUAUGGCGAACGGCUAUCCCAAUGGGUACCGCAAUUGAGUGCUGGACCCCAUCAUUGGAGUAAUGAUGCUUGAGAAAACAAGACGAUAUGACAUCCCGAAAAUGUUCAUAUAGUGCCUGUAAAAGCAAUUCCUCAGCUCACAUUAUCGAAAUCAAAUGCAACCUGUCCGCUUAUGCAGUGCUACCUGUGUGAAUACUCAGAAAACUAUUUCUAUGUGUGUAUAUGUGCUCCAUCAGUCGACACCGCAAACUCCUCGCCAUCAAUUAAGACGACCCACGAGAGAGCAGUUUCCUACAGGAGAGUUCUUCUCCGGAACCACGCCACCAAGAGGUGACUGGCAACCAAGGGCAAGGGUGUAAAAUGCUAAUGGUCGUGGCUG